CGUACGGCUGCUCGGCGCAAGCUCUCCAAUUGGUAUUUACUGCAAAUGCAAACUUCCCUCCAAUCAGAGGGCAACGGAAACUUGAAGGUUUCGGGUAGUCGUGCUCUUGCGUUUUCUAUUUUUGAUACUUGGUCUGGGAAGAAAUCCGAUGGACUCGCUUUUGUUUUUAUGCUAACAAUUCUUUUUUCAAGCGGCGGUGCCUUUGUUCAUACUCAGGUUUAUAUAGGGAGGAUGCCUACCCGGGUCUGUCUCAGUCGGAGGUGCGCUGAUCUUUCUGCACAAACGCGCGGAGAUACAAGCAGAGUGCCAUGAGUCGUCUGGAUGUUGUGUACCGUCAGGGUUAUGGAGCUCAUCGCUAUCUGCCGGCGACAUCAGCUGCGGCAGCAGCGGUAGCGUACAACGCGGCGUAUUUCCACCGUCAGCAGCAGACAAAGCUCUGCUCCCACAGCAGGAUGCAGGAGUCAACAGAUCUGUGUUCGCAUGGCAAGCAAACGCAGGCCAGGGAGCAGGAGGAGCGGAGGGGUGUGGCCAGGGAGCAGGCGGAGCAGGGGGGCGUGGCCAGGGAGCAGGCAGAGCGGAGGGGUGUGGCCAAGGAGCUGCGUCCCGCAGAGGCUGAAUACCUGAGCUCCAGGUGUGUCCUGUUCACCUACUUCCAGGGGGACAUCGGGGACGAGGUGGAUGAGCACUUCUCCCGAGCUCUGAGCCAGCCGAGCGUGCUACGGGCCCCCCCUGGAGCGCUGUGGAGAGAGGGAGGACGGGCGUCGGGACAGUGCAGCGGUUUCCCAUCACCCCUCUGGGGUACAGCGUGCCCCCCCCAGGGCAGCCCUCGUCUCUCCUCGCUCCAUCCCGAGUUUUCUCCCAGCAGAGCCUUUCAGUCCCCCGAACCGGCAGCGUGGGCGGGGCACGGUCUGCCCCAGCCGGGCGUCGCCCCUCCGCCCGCCGCGCCCGCCGACUCCUGGCACUACUCGCUGGGGCCUCAGGGUGGCGCUGGGUACCCCCACAUGCACAACAUGUACCCCCACGUGCACGCCCGCCACGCCCACCAUCACAUGCUGCACCACGGGCACAGCCCCGCCCUGGAGGCUCGAUUUGGCCCGCUGCUCCUACCCGGCGUGCGCCCGCCUGGAAGCCCCGCCCCUUCCUGCGAGGGCCGCUGGUCCGAGCCGGACGCCGCUGCACAUGGCUGGCCAGCUUCAUUCCACGGGUCAGUGGACAUUUACGAGUCGGCUCUGGAUCAGACGAAAGUGAAGGCGCCUGUUUGGUUCUGAACAGAACGUGUUUGGACUCAUUAUGGACAUGGUCUUGUGUGGAGAAGACCCACAAUCCACAAUGUGGAGUUCACUCCUGGAAUAAAGCAGAAGUUUUCCUGGGAAUUCACUCAGAAAUGGCAAAACUCAGUCCUGGGCACUGCCAGUGUGGUGUGUUUGGACAGUCAGUCCUUGGCACUGCUAGUGUGGUGUGUUUGGACAGUCAGUCCUGGGCAUUGCCAGUGUGGUGUGUUUGGACAGUCAGUCCUGGGCACUGCCAGUGUGGUGUGUUUGGUCAGUCAGUCCUUGGCGCUGCCAUCUGUGGCCUCCAUUUUGGGUUGCCUAGGAGACAGGAGGGAUGCCACUGUGAAGGAGACAACAUGCCCUUCAUAAAGUUUAAACUGCAUAUUUAUAAUGUGUAUUUAAAAUCUUUUCUUGGAGGUCCAUCUUGACUGAAUGUGAGUCUGUUGUUCUCUGUUCCUCAGUAGUUCUGUUUAAAGAACUGUUCAAGUCUGCACGUCACAGUGUGGUUCCUGUGCUUUUAUUUUUCAUGCAUCUUACGCAGUGGUUUCAACUGUUAAUUUAUAUUUUUUCUUUUUAUGAUUUGUCCUGUUUGUUUCUGGGCUUCAGUGAACUGAGAAAGCUUUUGUUUAUAGAAAGGUCCUUUUUUCUCUUAUGAGUGGAAGUAGUGUAACUAAAGAAGCAAUGUUUAAAUAAAUUCUAUUGACAAGUAUUAUCAUUUGAAUUGCAUUCAGAACCGAUUGAAUCUGGAUAUUAAAUAUACUUUAGUCAAA
Molecule: messenger RNA, 2041 nt
Organism: Anguilla anguilla (European eel)
Lineage: Eukaryota; Metazoa; Chordata; Actinopteri; Anguilliformes; Anguillidae
Gene: vgll3
Product: vestigial-like family member 3
Exons: 4
Coding region: 309-1268 (319 amino acids)
Biological process (GO): regulation of transcription by RNA polymerase II
Cellular component (GO): nucleus
Source: RefSeq, a predicted model, not a curated record